Synchiropus splendidus (mandarinfish) is the source of this 2380-nucleotide messenger RNA. RefSeq names its product dysbindin-like. Gene Ontology annotation, cellular component: cytoplasm. Gene Ontology annotation, biological process: negative regulation of protein kinase activity. The record is from RefSeq and is a predicted model, not a curated record. Bases 285 to 911 code for a protein of 208 amino acids. NCBI's taxonomy places the organism in Eukaryota, Metazoa, Chordata, Actinopteri, Syngnathiformes, Callionymidae. The transcript has 4 exons.
UCUCUAACAGUGUAUGUGUGAGUAGGAGCGAGGGAGAGGGAGGGAGGAAAACAGAGAGAAGUGGGGGGUAGGAAGUCAGCGAACACAGGCAGUAGGAAAUAGCACAGGAAGCAGAAGAAGAAGGCUGAUGUGCUGUGAAAAGCCAGGAGAUGCAAUGACGAAAUGAGCGACCAGUAAAGACACCAGCGUCCCGUCCUGGAGUCGUGACAGGGGGGUGGCUGCGAGACAAACUGAAACACAGUCGGAGGAAGUCACUCUCAGCAACAGACCCACGUCACCGGAUCAUGUCGUCCACUGGGUCAGGCAAGCACAACAAACGUCUGGCAUCGGACACUGAUCAUUCCCAGAGAGUGUUGGACAAUGAACACCUGAAGUUAAAAGAGAGACAGCGCUUUUUUGAAGAGGUCUACCAGCAUGAUGUGGACAACUACCUUCCCUCCACUCACCUGCAGAUUGACAGCAGGAAACCCCCCAUGGGGAGCAUAUCCUCCAUGGAGGUGAACGUGGAUGUGUUAGAGCAGAUGGACCUGAUGGACAUCUCGGACCAAGAAGCCCUGGAUGUGUUCCUCAACUCUGGCCCAGGAGCAGAUGAAGGAGCUCUGGUCUCUUCGAUAUCAGUUGCGGAGGAAGAGGAGGAUGAAGACGAGGAUGAGGAUGCCGAGGUUGUCUACAGAAAGUGUGAACCUGUGAAGAGACAAAACGAAGUUCACCAAGUUCACAAGUCUCGCGUGUCGUCGACAUCUUCUGGUUCCAGUGACACCAGCGGGGGAGGAGCCGACACCCCAGUGAUCCAGUCAGACGACGAGGAGGUGCACGCCGAUACCCUCCUCCUGACCACCAUCCCCCAGGCCCGGGAUGAAGACACAGAGGAUGAGGACGACGAAGAGAGAUGCCUUGUCACAAAAUCCUAAAGACUCACCUUGUUGACUUGAAACAGUGUCUCUCCAAGAAACCCGAGCAUGGUUUGCUGUGACGUCUGUGCUGUAACUUCUCAAUCAACGUGUGUGUAAAGCCUCUCUUUACAUCUAUUUUUUUUUUUUAAAUAGGAAGUGAAUGAGAAGCUUCCGGAUCUGUGGCAAGGAACUUUCAAGUUCGCUUGCAUUCACAUGCAAAUAACUGGAGAGGAUGCCUGAGUCAUCACUCAGCCAUUGUCACGUUAUGUUUAAAUCUGACUGCCGGAGGCGAAUAUGAGCAAAUACUCCAUGUGAAAACAGAACUAUGUUCUGUUGCAGACUUACUCAGAAAUCCACAAAAUCCUGUUCAGCUCUGACCGGCUUGUAAUUGAAGGUGGUGCGGAAAGAUUACCAUACAUACAAAAACACAACUCUUUUAAUGGGUUUUGUGAAACGGAAAAUAAUCCACAAAACAGGAUCUAUAACUGCAUGAAUAAAGUCGGAUAUCUUUAAGAUUUAGAAGGCGAUCAUUGGUUAAAGUGGAUGAUGCACAAAGAGGUAGUAUUUCCAAAUAAAUCGAUCCAUUUCAUGACACAGUAACAGGACUUCAUAAAUGGCUUGAGACCAAAGCUGAGACGCCACCACGUUCUUUCAGUUUGACUGGGCAAGACUUCAACAUGCGUCCACAAGUGAAUCCUUUGAAAUGAAACAAAGCGUGUGUCAACUACUUCAUCGAGCACGUUGAAGUGGCCUCGAUUUUCCUUGUGAGUCUAACUUCCUCGGAACAACUGAAUGGGUGUGUUAUUGUCUUUUGAACAAAGUCCACUUCUAAGUUAUUAAUUAUGUUGUGCUGUGGAUUAAAUCAUAAGGUCAGAGCGAUCCUGACUGACGGCUUGAAAGAGAAAUCCAAGGAGGGAUUAGCGGCGUGAAAAAUAAGUUGUUCUUCAGCGUUCCUUCUUCAUGACACAUCUAUGCAAACCCCACUUUGAAGUUGAUGGUUAUGAGAGUUUUAAGAGAGGAAGUCAUUUUAUUUUUACAUGUUUCAUUUUCAUCUGUUCUGUCCAUCUUUUUUUGGACGAUUAACUUGCCAACAACAAAUGGAGACCAUAUGUCGACAACACACAACUGUGGAGAAAUGUUAUUAUUGUGUCAUUACUUUGCAGGAAAGUUGAGUAGCUUUUUUUUUGGUGACAGUUAUGUACAGUACUACUGGUUGUCCUGUCAUUUAUUGGUGCCAUUCAAGUGUGUGUGUGUGUGUGUGUGUGUGUGUGUGUGUGAGUGUGUGAGUGCUUGUCGAGAACAGCAUUAAUUAUUAGUCAUUAAAUGUUUCUAAUAACUGUUAUCUGGAACAAAGAUGUCAUCUGCCUUCUUGCUUGAGGCACUCGUAAAACAAAAUAAAGUAGUUUUUUGCCCAUGGUUAUUUUUUUAUUCAAUAUAAUUUGUGGAUGAAUUUUGUUGUCAGAGUGUGAUUUAUUAAUAAACAACUA